AUGAAAUGUGGCGUGUUUUUCUAUAAAUCCUUAAUAUUCUUACAUGCAUUUGUUGCUGUUGGUGAAUUUAUUUGUGUUUUAACGCUGCUUAUUCUUUUUGUGAUAGCUGAAGCUAACAAUUCAUCAUUGGAUCCGGAUACAGUUUCUAAGUCAGAUGUGAAUCUUGUUUUUAUUGGACUUGGUAUAGGUUGGUUAGGAGCUAUAGUGCCAACUUUUAUAGGUUUUAUUAUUCUUAUUUUACUGCAAGGAUUAUUGUGUUGUUGUAUAUGUUUUAUUAUAUUCAUAAAACCAAAUAGUUGUGGACGUAUAUUCUGUGCAAAAUCUAUUCAAAGAUUAAUAACAUUGGAAUGUAAUUGUCCAUGUUAUAUUGCAAGACCAAAAUUACGUUUUAUUAAUAGAUUUAUAUUUUUAUUUAUGUGUCUUUUAUUACGUCUUACAUCUAUCAUUAUAUAUAUGUAUGUUUCAAAAACAGUACCACUGAUGAAGCAACUUGCAAUUUUAACUGCUAUAUCAAUAAUAUUUUUAAUAUGUACAUUUUUCUUAGAUUUUUAUCAUUAUUGGAUAUGGUGGCAUUAUUAUCCAUCAUGUGAUAUACAGAGUCGAAGAACAUUAUCAAGAAAACAUAAACGUUAUUUACCAUAUCAUUUAUUAGGUGAUUAUCGAACAAUGAAAAGAGGUGAUUAUCCAUGUAAAAAUGUUCAACAUUGUCAAAAUCGUCAAUUAGAACAUAUAAUGAUAUUUCAUUCAAAAGAUUAUUUUCCACAACCACGUUGGUCAGAAAUAAAAAAUCAAUGUAAUGGUAUUUAUAUAGGUUUUCAUCGUACAACAUUUCAGGCAGCUGUAGCCAUAGCACAUAGUGAUUUUAGAGGAAGUGAAGCAACCGCAAACAAAUCACAAAUGCUUGGUUUUGGUGUAUAUUUUGCUAGAUCAAUUAAAGAUACAAUAGGUAAAGCACGAUUCCACGGAGCAAUUAUAUGUGCCAAAAUUAGAAUGG
Molecule: messenger RNA, 994 nt
Organism: Didymodactylos carnosus
Lineage: Eukaryota; Metazoa; Rotifera; Eurotatoria; Philodinida; Philodinidae
Source: the annotation of a GenBank genome assembly